This is a messenger RNA of Monopterus albus (swamp eel), 6628 nucleotides long. RefSeq names its product serine/threonine-protein kinase DCLK2-like. The transcript has 14 exons. Gene Ontology annotation, molecular function: protein kinase activity; ATP binding. The annotation marks the transcript as partial. Gene Ontology annotation, biological process: protein phosphorylation; intracellular signal transduction. Lineage: Eukaryota; Metazoa; Chordata; Actinopteri; Synbranchiformes; Synbranchidae. The record is from RefSeq and is a predicted model, not a curated record.
CUCUUCCUCUUCUGCUGCUCAGGUGAGUGCUACGUGUGUGCCUCCAAUGAGCCUUACCGAAAGGUCGACUACACCAAGAUCUCUACCCCGAGCUGGAAACCUGGUGCCAGCGCCGGCACAGCCACGACGAGCUCAACCCGGUCCACCACAACAUCCACCGGGGUGACAGCGAGCACCGUCCCCAGCUCCAGAGAUCGUCCUGAAUGUCGCGAGGGUCGGAAAAGCAAGGACUUCAUCAAGCCCAAGCUGGUGACGGUGAUCCGCAGCGGCGUGAAACCUCGUAAGGUGGUCAGGAUCCUGCUGCUCACUUGUCUGCAGGACUUCUUCGGGGAUGACGAUGUGUUCUUGGCCUGUGGACCAGAGAAGUUUCGCUACGCUCAGGACGACUUCGUGCUCACACACAGCAGCAAAACACAGGCCUUUGUUAGCGAGUGCAGGACCAAAGCAUCUCGCUCUGCUCCUCCUCAGAAAACUACAACUCCUAAAACUCCCAGUAGCUCCGGCUUCUCCUCCUCCAAGACUCCGCCCAAAGGCCUGUCCAGAACAAAGUCACCUGGCCCAGCCAAUGAGGGCUUGGGAUCACAGUCAGCUGGAAAAUCGUCCAGGUCCAGCCCCUCCCCCACCAGCCCUGGGACACGACGCAGUUUCAAGAUGUCUCCUCGUCGAGCUUCCUCCACAGAUGUAAAUGGAGAGGCUGAGCAGCUGGACGACGACACCGUUGAAGUGAACGGAAAUCGAUCAGUUUCUUCCUCCAUCAUCAAUGAUAAGUACAAAGUCGGGAAAGUGAUCGGAGAUGGAAACUUUGCCGUGGUGAAGGAGUGUGUGGAGAGGUCGACAGGGCAGGAGUAUGCCCUGAAGAUCAUUGACAAAGCUCGCUGCAGUGGGAAGGAGCAUCUGAUAGAGAACGAGGUGGCCGUGCUGCGGAGGGUUCGACAUCCGAGCAUCAUCCAGUUAAUCGAGGUGGAUGAAACACCCACUCAGCUGUUUCUGGUCAUGGAGCUCGUUAAGGGCGGUGACCUGUUCGAUGCCAUCACCUCCUCCACAAAGUACAGCGAGCGUGAUGCCAGCGCCAUGGUGUUCAACCUGGCCGGAGCCAUCAAAUACCUGCACCGGAUGAACAUCGUCCACCGAGACAUCAAACCGGAGAACCUACUGGUAUGCGAGUACCCGGAUGGCACUAAGUCUCUGAAGCUGGGUGACUUUGGUUUGGCGACGGUGGUGGAGGGACCGCUGUACACCGUCUGUGGCACGCCGACGUACGUGGCCCCGGAGAUCAUUGCCGAGACCGGCUAUGGUCUAAAGGUGGAUAUCUGGGCAGCGGGAGUCAUCACCUACAUCCUGCUGUGUGGAUUUCCUCCAUUUAGAAGUGAGAAUAAUGUCCAGGAGGAGCUGUUCGAUCAGAUCCUCAGAGGGAAGCUGGAGUUUCCAUCUCCAGACUGGGACACCAUCAGCCUCCCAGCCAAGAUGCUGAUUAGUCAGAUGCUGCAGGUGAAUGUGGAUGCUCGUUUCACCGCCGAGGAGGUCCUGUCGCACCCCUGGGUGACUGACGAGGCUCCCAUAGACUGCAACACUGUGAGCAGCACUGAAGACCAGACAGUGGAACCAGAACAAGAAUCACCAGUACUGGAAACCAUACAAGAUCCCUCACCUCUGGUCUAAAACACACCCCCCUUUAUCGACUGCGAACCAAACAUAACACUACUGUUUUUGAUCUACUGGACACCCAAACAGCGUCCUCUCCUCCAGUCUAGAACAUGAACCCCAGAUGUCCCCUUUUUUCAACUGGAAACCAAACAAGUUCAUGUGGCAUGCUAAAAUUUUACCAACCUGUGGUUUAGAAAAAUUCCCUGUUUCUUCUACUGGACACCAGACCAGUUCCCUCACUUCUAAUCUAAAGCACAUCACCAUUCAUUUACUGAAAACUGAACAAGUUCCCUCAGAUCAAGUUUACUUUGAUCUAGUCAGGAACCUAUUUCAUCCACUGGAAAUCGCAAUCUGGUCUAGGACCACCGGAAAACCAAACAAGGUUCGUCAUCAUUGGUGUAGACCACAUCCUUCUUGAUCUUUAACCAAGCAACAACCCUGGCUUAGAACUAAACCUGUUUUAUCUACUGGAAAUCAACCAAGUUCCCUCAGUUCUGGUCUAGAAUUUGUCUGCUUUCAUUAACUGAAAACCACAGAAGAUUGAAUGUGGUCUUAAUCAGAUGGAAGGCUUAACCAGCUCCCUAAAGUCUGGUCAAGAGAACAUCAGGUUUUAUUAAGUGGAAAGCAAAUAGGUUCCCACAUCUCUGGUCUGGAAUGUGCUCCCCUUUAUUAAGUAGAAGCAAAACAUGUUCCCUCACCCAUGGUCAAGAACUGUACGGGUUCUACCCCUUCCCUCAUUUACUGGAAUCCAAACAUGUCUCGUUUGAUCCACUGGAACACAAAGUUCUCCAAUGUUAUAUCCAUGGUAACCCCUGGAAACAGUCCUCACCUGGUCUGGUCUAGACCGCGUGGUAUUUAAUCUACUGAAGACUUUAAGAAGACCAGUCUCUGCUGCUGUUCUAGAAAGUGUUUACAUUCUCUUUUUGGCUAGACACUACUGAAGUCACCUCACUGCUGCUUGAAUGACAUUUACCAUAUCUGCACUGGAACACCAUGAAGGACAUGUCCCUGUUUGAUCACCUAGCACUUCAUGGAACUGGACCAUUUUGUGGAAGUAGCUCUUAAGUCUGAUCUGAAUGACACUUAACUAAGGCUGUGAAAAGGCCUUAAACCACUUUCAUAGGGGUAUAAAUACUGAUUCACUACAAACAUUUUCACUGGCUUAGGGAUUAUUUUCUCUGUAGUCCUUGCCACUUGGCGACUAAGAUGUCUUCCAUUUAUUCUGGGAAACGUCCCAUUUCUCCUGCCUUUACCCUCCAGCUUUCCUUCCGCUGGCCUGAAGGAUGUUUAGCAUUUCUUCUACUUGGCGCCCACCAUUCCAAGGAGAUAUCUCAGUACUGUGCCUGUUUACGCUGCUGAUAAAAUCCACUUCCUCUGAAAUCCCCGCUCUUUCCUCCAUAGGUUCUACUAUUUUUAUUGACUCUACAAAAGGCUCACUGUUUUCAGUUUUAACCAAUUUAAAGCAAACUAUAUCCAGGUCUCAGAAAAGGAGUAGACCCAUUUACAGUAAGUUCUAGUCCAGAUGAAAAAGUUACUGUUUUCUGGGCCUAAAGACUAAAGACAAUGAAACAGAUAGCCUGGCUCAGUCCCUAGAACAAUAAUACUCCUUCCAGCAUGUCUAAGACUAGGUCUACAUUAAGCUGGGUAAAUCUGUAAAUACACCUUUCUCUUAGCUUGGCUGUUCAUCCAAACUAAAAAGUGUUUUUCCCUCUGGAGUACAUAAAUCUGAAAUCGCUGGCGUGUACAGGCAAAACUGAGCUUUGUGGAAACACUGUCAUAACAGUGGUUAGCUAGGCUAAUCACCUCCUAGAAUUUAAUUUUAUUAAACUCAGAAAAAAGGGGAAUAAGUAUGUUCCAAACUGUUGAAUACCUUGUACCUUUUCAUGCUCCUGUACAUUGAAACAGUUUAAAACCUAAUUUCCGCUUGGACUUUGGUAGCAUGGAUUUUUGAAACCUUAUUCUUAGCUUAACCUUUUUAAAAUAUUCUAAAUAAAGAUUUAAUUUCAAAAAAUAAAAACUGAAAACAAUAAGCCUUACUGCAUAAACACACUGUCCUUCAUCUACUCCCCAGCUUUGACUGCAUCUCAGAUUAACUGAGUGACUUCCAAACGUCACAAUUUCACAAAUAACUCAGACAACUUUUCAACCUUAAGUAUAACUGAGCUAAAUGACAUGUUCCAGUCCAAGCCCCGAAGCUCCCUGCCUCUCCUACCACCUGCAGUUUGGAAGAUAAAACAGCCUGUAAAUACUGUAAAUAUUAGCUCUGUUUGUCUGUGUGAGUCAGUUGUGGUUGUGAAGUAGAGAAACAGUAGUAGUUUGGGGGGGGGGAAAUACUACAGUAAAAAUAAACCACCCCAUUACAGACAGUGUGUCAGCGCUCUGGCAGAAACCUUGUUUUUCCCAAAGAGACUUCAUAUCUUGAAUAAAGAUUUCACACAUUGACAUGGGUACAUUUUGUCAUUUAAAAUAUAUUUUCAGUAGCUAGCAACUUGUUCAAAAGAAAAACAUGAGAAGCAAGGUUUCAGAAUGGUGCUGACAAACUGUAAUGGAAGUGUUCUUACCUUAAAGUCGAGGUCCUGAUAGAUUUGGUAGCAGAUGCUUCAACAAAAGACUGGACAGUGAUGGAUCUCUUUCUUUACGUGGUCAUGUGUCUGUGACAUAGUGGUUGGUCCACCAAUCAUAUCACUCCAUCCAUAAUGUUGUCUGUCAAUUUCUCUAGUUAUAAAAAUCACUGAGGAUGAAGGAAAGGUGUGUGUGUAAAUAAGUGAGUAAUUUCACCAGUGUAAGGUUUUAACUUAAGUAUGGUGUGUGUUUUUUGUCUGCAUUAAGAAAAGGGGGUCAGCUUUUUAAAAACUUGAAGUGUCAGUCAUCAUCUGGAUAAAUGUAUUGAGCUAAUGCAGUGUUCCGACCUUACCACAACCUUAACACGACCUUGACUUUCCACUGAUUAAGAGUUUGACAUGAUGCGCUGUUGAAGCUGCUGCAGUGUUCGAGAUGAUUCAGCUUUCAAAUUUACUACGAGUACCUGCUCGUUCAGAUUUCAGUUGCAAGAAUCAAAUGUGUUCAUGGUCAAAAUCAGUAUUUUUAUCUUGUACCAUGCUUGCGGCUUUAGAGCAGAUAAUGAAUCAUCUUGAACUCUCUGUACUGACACUAUUCAUUAUUAAAAACUUAUGGCAUUCUCAUUGCUAACACUAAUAAAGUAUUUAAUUUGUUGCCAACAAGCUAACGCUAUUACUACCGAAGUACCUGGAGAAGAACUUGAGCAGCAGUCAAACUCUUGUAAUCAGUGUCUAAGCCUCUGACCUUCGAUGCCUGCUACGAACCCAGUCGUCUUAAUUCUUGUCCCUUUGCUUUAAACCAUAAGGAGCCUUCAGCUGAUAUUGUUAGCAGUGCAGCCACACCUGGGUCAACAAGCAGCUGAAAUCUUUUCGGUUCAGCUGACUUUUGUGUUGAUGUGAUGAUACUAUCCCCAGUAAUGUUAAAGUACCAUAUCUUUUAGCUGCAGUAGCAAUAAACCUCUUAUUUUUGUUGCAUGCAAGGUUUACCAAUUAAAAAAUGCAUUGUAACACCAGAAGAGUCAAGUCAAGCCUUGGUUUUCCUUGAAUGCAGCUUGUAAACAUAUCAGUUGACUAACUUUAACUGAUUUUAGUAACAUGUAACUGCCAUUUGCUUUCCUUUUCGCACACUGCUGUUGCAGUCUUUCACUGUGUUGUGCUGCAUUCACGUCCCAGUAAAAAGAAGCUCUUGUUAUCAUCCAUGUUGUCAGUGAAUGAACAAAAGACAAGACCGGAAAAAUAAAGUCUUGGUGUUUUCACAUAAAACAUACUAUUCUUUGUCUGGGACUUGAACGCAGCUUUAACUCACAGGUUGAUCAAGUUAAAUAAGUAUUUACUGAGAGUCAGUGUGGUUCAACUGUUGCAACUCAAAGUAGCUGAGUGGAGUUCAGCGUGGUUCGACCCGGGGCAGCUGCAGCUAUGAGACCCUUUGUGUUUUUAUCAAAAGCAGUGUGUGUCUGAGUGUGUGUGGUCACUUCACAUCAUUUUAAACAGGAACCGUUUCUUUUUCUUUCUUUCUUUUUUACGUGCCGUGAACGAAUGACAAUUUUGAACCAAACUGGGCUGGUUUUCCUAAAAGGAAUCCGAGUUGAUUUGCAGUGAAUUCAAUCAGCUAAACUGUAACGUAUGAAUAGCUUGAGGAUUUGUAUUGAAUUGUUUAGGACAUAAGGUUCUUAAAUUAUUUCAUUUUAAAGAUGAUUUGGUUUCUGGAAUGCCAAGAAUGAACCCUGCAAUGUUGAACCUGGUAGCUAAAAACCAGAAGAAAAAAAAAACGGUUUUAUUUCUUUGCAGUUCAUCAGCUAAUCAAAAACACUGUGAGCGUUUUAAGCCCUAAAUUAAAGUUAAGCGGUUGGAUGUCUGUGUUUCAUUGCAAGAUGCCUUUAGGAAAACUGGUCCUGUGUUGAAGUAUAAGGAGAAGUGAGAACAUGUUGUAGACAUGCUGUAAUGCUAACAAUGAUCUGUAAUGUGAUGUGUGUUGUUAUAAAACAUGUAUGUUUGUUGGAAUCAGGGCGUGGGCGUUUGGAGAAAACAAAACCCCUGAUUUGUACCAAGAAAAGAUGCAUUCAUCUGUGAAAAUAAAACAAAUGCAGUGGCAUCACGUUAACCUGCUGUGAUGUUGGUGCUGUUGACUUCCUGUGACGUUGAUAAACUGUACCUCCUGCUCAUAAAUUACAUCUUAUUUAGAACUACCAGUAAUAGUGAACAAACAGCAAACAUUGAUGGGAAAGAGACGAUAUUUACAGCUUGUCCUAUGUGAAGGAACUAAGGGUAUUUUCUCCAACACCAUUUGGAUGCAAUGGUCCUUUAUUAGAGGCAUCCAUUUUGCAAGAUGUUCUACUUUUCCAUCAGCACAUUUCAGGGAAAUCAACUACAGUAUACUAUAACACUGAUCCAGCUGUUGCGAUGCUAUUUUAUUUCAUAAAACAUCC